AUGAAUAGCCAGCCUCCACAAAUAAAAGAGAAAUUUUUAGACAUGCCAGGCUACCAACUUUUACACACACUUGGAAAAGGGGCAUAUGGGGUCGUCAAACUUGCAAAAAAAGAAAAUAUUUAUUUUGCUGUCAAAAUUUUUAAAAAAGUAGAAAUCAUUAGAAAAAAGCAAGAAAUUCACAUCCGAAAUGAAAUGAACAUUUCAAAGACUUUUAAUCAUCCUUUUGUUAACAAUUUCAUCUCUAUGCAUCAAGAUUCUCGAUAUAUUUAUUUUGUAGUGGAAUAUGUAUACCAUUUAUCGAAAAGCUAAAUUGUAUAUUUUUAAGCUGUCGCAUUCUCGGUCAUCUAAUUUAAGACCCCAAUGAUCUAAAUAUAUAUACCUGGAGGCGAAUUAUACCAUUUGCUUCGCUCAAGUGGCUAUUUUGAAUUAAGAGAAGCAAGGUUUUAUUCAGCUCAAGUUGUCGUCAUUUUUGAGUACCUUCACUCCAAGAAUAUUAUUUAUAGAGACUUAAAGCCAGAAAAUAUUCUAAUCAAUUUUGAUGGAUAUAUAAAACUCGUUGAUUUUGGCUUCUCAAAAAUUGUCCCGGGAAGGACUUAUACAUUAUGUGGGACUCCAAAUUAUAUGGCUCCCGAAGUGCUAUUAAACCAAGGGCACGGAAAAGCAGUUGACUGGUGAGCUUUUGGGGUUUUUCUUUAUGAGCUUUUAACUGGGGUUGACCCAUUUGCAGAUGAUGACACAAUGGAAAUAUUCCAAAACAUCGUCAAAGUAAAGCUUGCUUUCCCUCGAAAUUUUGAUAGGUAUGCAAAAAGCUUAAUAAAGCAUUUAUUAGUCAAAGAUUUAUCAAAACGGUAUGGAAAUUUAAAAAGAGGUACUAGAGACAUAAAAAAUCAUAGGUUUUUUGCAGGGUUUGAUUGGCAAGGCUUAAUGACGAAGCAGCUUCCAGCACCUUUUUUGCCUCCAAUUGUAAGCCCUGAAAGAAACCAUAGUCAUCAGAAAUAUCCUGACUCGUUUGAAGUCCCAGCUGCAAUGAAAAAGAUAGAUGAUCCAUUUUUCGAGUGGUAA
Messenger RNA from Blepharisma stoltei, 1062 nucleotides. The record is from the annotation of a GenBank genome assembly. Lineage: Eukaryota; Ciliophora; Heterotrichea; Heterotrichida; Blepharismidae.